AUGGUCAAGAAGACUGUAAUAAUAACAAUUGCAGUGGUUGUCGCUUUGAUUGUAGUGGCCGCCAUUGUGAUCCCAACAACCAUCAUCCUAACAAGGAACAAUGGUGAACCAGGUCCAAGUGGACCUGCCUACACCAUCAAGAACUUGAAUUUUGCCCAGACUCAUGUGAUUCCAGCCCAAGGCCGCAAGUGGACGACUCCAAACAAUUCCACAAAUGAGCUCCAUUUGGUUGGUGAACGUGAUACAUUGGUGUUGGUUGAGUUUGAGGAUGUCAUUGAACCAACAUACAGACCACGUCUCCAAGUUUGGUUGCCAACUGCCAACAAUCAAUCAAUCUAUGAUCUUGCCACAACCAUUGACCUGAACUUGCCAUCAGAACUGCCACGCACUGAGUCCAAUGGCACCCUGUUCGCCAACAACACUUACAGUGUUCGUCUGCCCGCCAAGUAUGUCCUGCCACGCAUGCAAGUGUCGUUCAAGAACAACAACCACAACUCAACCGAGUUGGUCCCAGUGAAGGUUGGCUUCAGCUCCUACGCCAUCCUCUGGAACAUACCAUUCUACUACUUUGGCGCCAAUGAGACCAACUCUGAGAAGUUCGACGACGUCAAGUCUGAGGCCAAGAACACCGCCUUCAUCUAUCAACAGUGGCCAGUCUCCAGACUGACUGUGGCCAACCAUCCAAUUGGCAAAAUUGAGUUCAAGACCUUCGUUCAGCACCCCAAGAACUCAGAUGCCAAGAUUGUUCACAACCUUAACGAGGUGGCCGAUGGUGAUACAUUCAGAUUGAUGGGCAGCACCCUUGGUAUCCUAUCUAAAAUUCUCAAUGCCAAUGGUGAUGGUGAUCAGAACAAGUUGAUCUGGGGCCCAAUCAUGGCCCUGAACAACCGUACCAAGUAUUCUGGUCUUGGAGGUGGUCUUGCGGUGUUGGGUGGCAAAGUCGGCACUGGUGAUGUGAGCAAUGGUGUCAUGAUCCACGAGAUUGGUCAUUCACAAAAUCUUGCACAUGCUGGCGAAGCUUACAACGAUGGUUCUUACCCUUAUGUCAGGGGUAGUUUGAAUGGCUCUGCUUGGGGCUUCAACAUGGAUACCAAUGAGUUCUUGUCAAACUACAUCCCAUCCAACUCAUCGGACUACAAGAAUUGCAACACAUCUGCCAUCAUGGACAAUGGUAGAUGUGUCAGACAGGACCCGAUGCAAGGUGGCAGCGGUGACCAAUCCAAGGGCAACCCAUACACCAUGUUUGCAGACUUCUACGCGGCCAGGAUCCAGAGGUUCUACGAGGGAACAACCUCUGUCACCAAGGAUGGCGCCCAUUCGAUCAGUAGUCUUUGGACUUGGGUGCCCGAGACCAAGUCCUACGUCCAAUGGGACAGCAUCGACUUGAAGAAUGUGCCAUGUGUGUUGGUCAACAACAGCAAUGCUCUGUACGAGUUUGACAUGGGAACCCCAGCACUCCGUGACGUACCCGUGUACACAGUUAUCAUCCAGUACAUCAGUGGCGUCGGUUCAUCAUGUACCAACUGCAACAUCGUCUAUCCUCUGAUCAAGUGGACUGGUAACCUGCUCCGUCACAUCGACCCAACCGACCCAGCCCAGAUAAAGCAGAUCACCCCCAACUCCGGAGCACUGGCCUGGUUCUGCCAUGUAUCUGGAUGCGACUACACUAUUCGGGUCACCUACAAGGACGGCUCCAAGUACGUCAAGCUGUUGCAGACUGGAGUGAGAGAUUGGUUCUCACCAAAGGGUCCUGCACUCCCCGAGUACUUUGAUCCAAAGGACAGUUCCAGCACCAUGACAUUCCUUGAGAACAUUCCUGGCAACCAACAACCAUCCCUCAUCGAGUUGCUUUGGACACCCUAUGGCUUCAACUCAACUACCCCAGCCGAUGCCCAGGUUCUUGUCUCCCAAUCAUAUUAA
Acytostelium subglobosum LB1 is the source of this 1920-nucleotide messenger RNA. RefSeq lists its product as hypothetical. The record is from RefSeq and is a predicted model, not a curated record. Gene Ontology annotation, molecular function: metalloendopeptidase activity. Bases 1 to 1920 code for a protein of 639 amino acids. The transcript has 3 exons. NCBI's taxonomy places the organism in Eukaryota, Evosea, Eumycetozoa, Acytosteliales, Acytosteliaceae.